Messenger RNA from Amborella trichopoda, 930 nucleotides. NCBI's taxonomy places the organism in Eukaryota, Viridiplantae, Streptophyta, Magnoliopsida, Amborellales, Amborellaceae. The record is from RefSeq and is a predicted model, not a curated record.
AUGGGGGGCUUCUCCGAGAUUGUUCUGGUAAUAUUAUCUGCUCCUUUCAUGGGACCCUGCCAACAUGUUCUGCUAAUGAAGGCAAGGCUUAGCCACUACCAUGUUGCGGCAACACCAGAGAGGUACUGGGCUCAGGCAUUCCCUAACACUCGAAUGCCUGAUGUGAUUAGCGCCCGCUUUCGCCCCGUUCAAUCAGGACUGCAGUGUAUGGGUUCGGGCAAUAAAGACCCCCGAUUCUUGUACUCCGACUUCUCUAAAGAGAAUCGUGAUCCAAGCGAAAGCACCCUCUUCUUAGAAAAGGACCUUAAAGUAGGAAUGAACAAAAUUCUCUACUUUCGCAAGUCGGAAUUCAGUUGUGCCUCUCCUUUCCUUUCCCGCGAGGUUGCAGAUGCCAUACCGUUCUCAUCUGCUGAGCUCCCACGCAUCUUACAGCGCUUCUCGUUUCCUCCCGCUUCUAGUGAGGCUGUAGAAGUUGGUGUUACCCUAAAAUGGUGCGAAUCAUUGGAAGCCGGGGAGAAAUGCCUCACUUCUUUAGCGGCCAUGAUAGACUACGCUACCACCUCUGCUCAGGACCAUAACAUUACGAUGCUCCGCACUAGCAUCAACAAGGCUUCUGUGCUCCAAGCUUAUACUGCAAUAAAAGUGCAAAGAGUGCCUACUAAGCCAAGCUCGACAGUGUGCCAUAACAUGCCUUAUCCUUAUGCUGUGUACUAUUGCCACUAUAUUGAAGAAGGAAGAAUCUACGAGGUGAGCAUGAAAGCGGAAGAUGGGAGCACAGUAGAAGCAAUUGCGACUUGUCAUGCCGACACUAAGGAUUGGGCACCAAUCCCAAUGUGGUUUCAAGCCCUCCCCGUAGGCAAGAAAGCAGAUCAACACAAUUACGCUUGCCAUUUCUUACCUGAUACGCACGUCAUUUGGGCUUCUGUUUAA